Molecule: messenger RNA, 1236 nt
Organism: Fraxinus pennsylvanica
Lineage: Eukaryota; Viridiplantae; Streptophyta; Magnoliopsida; Lamiales; Oleaceae
Source: the annotation of a GenBank genome assembly
AUGUCAUUCUUUGAGAAUCUGUUUCCAUGGCUUUGGUUUGGGGAAAUCAGAGAACAAGUCGGGGUUUAUUCAGACUCCUUUCUUCAGAAUCUUUCUCAAUCCAUGUCAAACUCCACCUGCGGUGGUGUUGAUGAAGAUUCUAAGGGAUGUCGCAAUGACUCCUUUGCUCUCAUCCUUAAAAUGGUGGCAAUUGCUGUCAUUCUCAUUGCUGGAGUGUGUGGUGUUGCCAUUCCAUUGGUUGGCAAGAAGCGCCGGUUCCUCCAAACAGACUCCAACCUCUUUGUUUCUGCAAAAGCCUUUGCUGCUGGUGUCAUUCUUGCCACUGGCUUUGUCCACAUGUUACCGGAUGCCACGUCUGCACUGACGAAUUCUUGUCUCCCUAAAUUGCCAUGGUCAAAAUUUCCAUUUUCCGGGUUCAUUGCAAUGAUUGCCUCAUUGGCUACAUUGCUGGUUGAUUUUCUGGGGACUCAGUACUAUGAGAGGAAACAGGAGAAUGAGAGUCCUGGUGUUGAGUUUGAUUCAUCGGACACGGUGUCCGAAUUAGGGAUUGUUCCAGUAGAGAAAAAGAGGGGGAGUGCAAAGGUGUUUGGGGAAGAGGAAGGGGGUGCAAUGCAUAUUGUGGGGAUGCAUGCACAUGCAGCACACCAUAGACACAGCCACCUACAAGAAGAGGGGGCAUGUGAAGGGCGCGUAAAGGAACAUUCAGACGGUCAUUCACAUUCACAUGCGAUUGGUGGUUGGGAUGAGGAAGGUGGUCUCAGGCACAUUGUUGUUUCACAGGUUCUGGAACUCGGAAUAGUAUCACACUCCGUGAUCAUCGGACUCUCUCUAGGAGUCUCCCACAAUCCAUGUACAAUAAAACCCUUGAUUGGGGCAUUAUCAUUCCAUCAGUUCUUUGAAGGGUUUGCUUUAGGAGGAUGCAUUUCACAGGCGAAAUUUACGAGCCUUCGUGCAACCAUAAUGGCAUGUUUUUUUGCCGUAACGACCCCAUUGGGAAUAGCUGUUGGAACUGGCAUUUCUUCGAUUUACAAUCCUAAUAGCUCGAGAGCUCUGGUAAUAGAGGGCAUCUUUGAUUCAAUAUCUGCAGGAAUUCUGGUGUACAUGGCUCUUGUGGAUUUGAUUGCAGCUGAUUUCCUGAGCAAAAGAAUGAGCUGCAACUUGAAGCUCCAAAUAGUGUCUUAUUUUGCACUCUUCAUCGGGGCGGGACUGAUGUCUUCUCUGGCCUUGUGGGCUUGA